Molecule: messenger RNA, 9921 nt
Organism: Grammomys surdaster
Lineage: Eukaryota; Metazoa; Chordata; Mammalia; Rodentia; Muridae
Gene: Helz2
Product: helicase with zinc finger 2
Exons: 19
Coding region: 137-8815 (2892 amino acids)
Molecular function (GO): 5'-3' DNA helicase activity; metal ion binding; RNA nuclease activity
Source: RefSeq, a predicted model, not a curated record
CUGAGUCGCCCCAGGGGCAGAAUCGAAACUGAUCGCUGCUCUAAGUCGAUGCUGGUUCACUGGGGCUAAUGGUUUCAGUAGAGCAGCUGCCCAGAAGUCUUGCUCACAAUCCUGAAGGACCUGGCCUUCAUCUGAGAUGGCAUCCAUGGGGUGCAGUCUGAGGCCGGCCAGCACAUCCACCACCAACGGGCUAUCCUUGGCUGGACUCUAUGCUAAGGUAGACCUUUACCUGGGCUGCUCUCGCUGUACCCAGUGCCUCAAUGAGAGUACCUACAUUCUGUGUGAGGUAGAGCACACCUGCCUCAGGGAGAUCUUGCUGGCCCGCUUCAAGCAAGCAGCCAAGAGCAAGAUCUGGCGUAAGGUGGGCCGCAGGCCCAGCUUCCCAACACCUAUGCGCUAUCAAGUCUGUCGUUAUUAUAGUCCAGGCUUGGGCUGUAGGCAUCACUGGAACAGAUGCACCUUUGCCAGAAGCCCUGAGGAGGCACUGGUCUGGACAUUUGAGCUCAAGAACAAUCUUCCUCGACUGAAACUGAAAGAGGCUGUGCAGGGCACCAGAGCCCCAGAUAGGCUGCAGACCCCAGCUGACACCAUCCGAGCAGAGUUUGGUGGCUAUUUCCAAUUACUUUGUGCCCUGUGCUUCAAGUCCCGUCCCCCAUGCCUCUGCCCUGUGGAUCCCAGGGGCCAUUGCCCUAAGCACCAAAUCUGCCCCACACUCCUCAUCCAUGUUAUAGUUGAGGGCCAAAAGCGACAAUUUGUGGAGGUGCGGCCACUGCCACAAAAAAGAUAUCCUUUAAACUACUGCAAGUAUGUGGGCCGUGGGGCGCCAUGCUACCAUGGGGCUUCACGCUGUGGGUAUGCUCACAGUGCUGUGGAGAUGGCUGUGUGGAAGGCUGAGCAGCUGGAUGGGCUUCAGAGAGGAGAUCUGCUCACAAAUCCUCUCUUAGUGGAGGACAAGUGGAAAGCCAGCCAUGGUCAGCCUACUGUCAAACUGUACUGCCAUGCCUGCCUGGUCACUUGUACUUCUCAAGAGGCAUUUGAGAACCACUGCUCCUCCCUGGAGCAUGCACAGAUGGUGGCCUUUGACCAGGCUGUCCCCUGGAAGCACCGUGCUCCACCAAUGGGGCUCUCCAAGUUCGAGCUCUGCCCUAGGCCUGAUCUCUGUGAGCACGGAGAGGUCUGCAUCAAAGCACACUCAAAACAGGAGUUACAGGAGUGGGUUCAGCGGGCACAAGACAUGGAGUUGCGAGAACGAGCCGCCUGGCAGGAUGGGCUGGUACCUUACCAGACACGGCUUCUUGCAGAAUACCAUCGCAGCAGUAGAGAGGUGUUGGUGAUGGCUGAGACUGUCCAUGGAGUGUCUGUCACUUGCCACCAGCCACUGGUUCAUCAGGCCCAGGAAAAGAAGAUCCAGCACAAGUGGGUGUUCACCAUCCACUCCGAGGAUCCCUUGCUACAUGUGGCCCUACUCAAGCAAGAGCCUGGAGCAGCCUUCUCACUGGUGGCCCCCAGUCUCCCACCACACCAGAUCUAUGCACAGGGAAAGCACUUCUGUGUGCCCAACUCCCAAGCCCAAUUCCAGGUAGGGGUGCUUGUGCAGGCUGCCUCCUUUGGCAGCUUUGAGCAAUGGGUGGUCUUUGACUUUGGUCGCAGGCCAGUGCUUCUCCAAAAGCUGAAGUUGCAGCUAGGCCAGACACACAGCUUGAGGCUCGAUGGGAAGCCAGCACCCAGCCGCCCCCAGGAACUGGAAUACUGGCACACAGGCAACCGCCAUGUGGUGCUUGCGGUAGAUUGGACACCUGAGCAGGAAGCCCUGAUGGCCAAGUACAAGUUACCCUCCCUGGCCCUGGAGUUCAAUCAGAACGUUCUGGUCUGGGGCCCCAUCUCUCGUACGAACUAUCGACAGAGGAUGCACAAAUUUCUCUAUGAGGAGGAAACAGCCCAGCAGCGGCUGGUAGCCAAGCUGGCCAUGAAGGGCCAGGUAUCCCUGAAGACAGCACUGGAGACACCGGCACUUGGCAUGCUCUUUGCACCUCCAGGGGCCCUCUAUGCCGAGGUCCCCUUCCCCUCCUCUCUGUUGCCAGACACUGACCAGGGCUUUCUGCUGAGCCGAGCAGUCAGCACAGCCCUUGUGGCUCCUGUACCUGCACCUGACAGUACAGUAUACCAAGUGCGGCUAGAGGCACGGGCCAGUUCAGAGCAUGCACUGUGGCUGCUGUUACCAGCACGAUGCUGUAUGGCUUUGGGGCUGCAGGCACAAGACAGCCCCAUCUUGGAGGUGCAGUUCCAGAUUGACCCUCUGACCUUCCGGUUCUGGCAUCAGGCAGUGGAUGCACUGCCUGAGGAGCGCCUGGUGGUUCCUGACCUGCCUGCCUGCACCCUGCCCUACCCCUGGCCCACCCCACCCUCAUUUCGUGGCAAUCACAAACAGAAGCUGGCUGUGGGGCUCAUUGCAGGCAGAAGACCCGAGGGGACAAAGCACAUUCCACCACUGCUCAUCUAUGGCCCCUUUGGCACCGGCAAGACCUACACCUUGGCCAUGGCUGCCCUUGAAAUUGUCCAGCAGCCCCACACCAAGGUGCUCAUCUGCACACACACUAACAGCGCUGCAGACAUCUAUAUCCGGGAGUAUUUCCACGGCUAUGUCAACAGUGGCCACCCAGAGGCCACUCCACUCAGGGUGAUGUAUGCAGAUCGUCCUCCAAGACAGACUGAUUCAACCACCUUGAAGUACUGCUGCUUAACUGAGGACCGCCAGGCCUUUCGCCCACCCACAGGCCCAGAGUUGGUACAUCACCGUUUGGUGGUCACUACCACUUCUCAGGCUCGUGAGCUCCAGGUGCCAGCCGGCUUCUUCUCCCACAUUUUCAUUGAUGAGGCAGCCCAAAUGCUGGAGUGUGAGGCCCUUAUCCCACUCUCCUAUGCCUUGUCACUAACCCGUGUAGUACUGGCAGGCGACCACAUGCAGGUCACACCUAGGCUCUUCAGCGUGCCCAGGGACAAGGCAGCUGGGCACACGCUGCUGCACCGCCUCUUCCUGUACUACCAGCAGGAGGUACACAAGAUUGCUCAGCAGAGUCGAAUUAUCUUCCAUGAGAACUACCGGUCAACGGCAGCCAUUAUCAACUUCGUCUCCCGUCAUUUCUAUUUAGCCAAGGGCAACCCCAUCCACGCCAGUGGCAGAGUCCCACGUCACCCCCAACACUACCCUCUCAUGUUCUGCCAUGUGGCAGGCAGCCCUGAGCAGGACAUGUCCAUGACAUCCUGGCUUAACUCAGCUGAGGUCACCCAGGUAGUGGAGAAGGUGCAGGAGAUCUACAAUACCUGGCCUCACUGCUGGGGACCCCGGGAGCAGAGACACAUCUGUGCUGUCUCUCAUGGUGCCCAGGUUAGUGCGCUGAGGCAGGAGCUAAGGAGGAGGAACCUUGGUGAAGUGUCUGUGGGCAGCUUUGAGAUCCUGCCAGGGCGUGAGUUCCGGGUGGUAGUACUGAGCUCUGUCCACAAUCGAAAUAGUCUCCUCAGCCCUGGGGCACCAACCUCAGAGUUCUUCACUGAGCCUCGAGUGCUGAACACGGUCAUGACCCGUGCCCAGUCUCAGCUGGUGGCUGUGGGAGAUGCUGUGGCUCUCUGUUCCUCUGGAGCCUGCAGAAAGCUCUGGAAAAGCUUCAUCCGUGAGUGCGUAGAACAUCACAGCGUCUUCCCCGAGGAGCUGUCGAUGGAGCAGAUUGAGCAGGGUGUGGCCCAGAGACGGAACUGGGCCUCCUUGACCCUCAGAGCUGGGAGCCCAGAGGCAGAGCACAAAUCUACAGUACAGGACCCACAAAGGCCCAUAGCUGAAGGGACUGUGGUCACAGUGAAGGCAGAGACUAGAGCCAGGGCAACAGCCACAGCACAGACUGAGGCAGUAGCAUCAGGAGACACAGCAAGAGGGAACUCAGCCUCUACAGAUGCAGCAGCAGAAGUGUCCACCCUGGAAGGUGGGAUGUCUGAGGAAGAUUCCGAGUCUGACUUCUGGCCCUCUGACUGGGAACUCAAUGCUGAUGAUGCCAUCCUAAAGGAACUCCUCGAUGAGAGCCGGCAAGUGACUGUAACUGUGAGGGAGGAUGGACUUCUUGACACCAUGGUUUGCCCUGCAUCCUCACAGAAGGCCCGACAGUACACAAACCUACCCUCAUCUGUACUGAAGAAGUUCCUGCGCUCAGACCCCAAGCGAUUCCGCCGUUGCAGCUUCCUACAGGAGACCUUUGAGAGAGCAUUGGCCACUCCACUGGAUGACACGGCCUGUAGCCCUAUCCAGGUCAGAGGUCGUCUGAACUGUGGAAUGGCUUUCACAGGGGAUGAGGUGCUGGUACAGAUCCUGGGCCCAGCAGUAGAUGACAGGAGCAUCCCUGGAAGCCUGCAGGGUCGUGUGAUGGGUGUGCUGAAGAGAAGGAGACAUGAACUGGCCUUUGUGUGUCGGAUGGAUGAGUGGGACCCCCGCAUCAUGAUCCCCAUCAAUGGUUCUGUGCCUAAGAUUUUUGUGGCAGAGAUAAAGGACCCACAGCAAGUUCCCAUCCACCGCCUUAUUCAAGGCCAGGUACAGCGUGUGAGGCAUGAGGCUCUCAAGCCUGAGGACCAGGGCACCCGGCUUUUCUGGGUCCGUAUUGUUCUUUGGCGAGAACGUUUCUACUAUCCACUAGGCAUUGUCCUGGAGGUGCUGCCCAAGGCCAUCACCUGGGAUCAGGGCCUUUAUAUCCUUGACCUAGAGCAUGGCCUGAAGGCCCACACACCAGACCCAGCCUCAGUUUCCAAGGCUUUGCAGAAAUACCGCUCAGAGCUAAACAUGGCCUCUGGUCACCGAGAGGACUACCGCCACUUCCUGACCUUCACUGUGGACCCCCAGGGUGCCUGCAACCUUGAUGAUGCUCUUAGUGUCCGGGACCUAGGCCCAGUGUAUGAGGUGGCAGUGCAUAUUGCUGAUGUAGCCAGCUUGGUGCCCAAGGAUGGGGCCCUGGACGUGGAAGCCCGUCAGCAGGGCACUGUGUUCUAUGCCCCCAGCAGGGAGCCAGUUCUCAUGCUGCCCGCCAGCUUGUGCCAGGGUGCACUCAGCCUUCUACCGGGUCAGGAUCGCCUCGCCAUUUCUCUCUUCCUCACCAUGGAGAAAGGCAGUGGCCAGAUCAAGAGUCUGCGAUUUGCACCCUCCAUAAUCCGCUCUGACCGCCAGCUGUCGUAUGAAGAAGCUGAAGAACUGAUCAAGAGACACCCUGGGGCUGGCCUGGAGCUGCCAGCCCACCUGGACUCUGUGGAGGCCUGUAUUGUGGCUGCCUGCUACUUCUCUUGGAUGUUACGUCGUCAACGCCUCCCAGCUGCCUGUUACUAUGAGCCGCCAGAUGAGGACAGUGUGCUGGGCUUCCGCACAGCCCAUAUCAUGGUCCAAGAGUACAUGAUCCAGUUUAACAGCCAUGUGGCUGAAUUCCUUGUGGGCAACAAGCACACAAAGACACUCACACCACUAAGGUGGCAGCCCACACCCAGUAGGCAGCAGCUUGACAGUGUUUUCAAGAAGCACAGAGGACUGGUGCCUCUGUCACUGCACCUGUGCCACCACUCAAACACCCACUAUAUCCCCAACAAGCAGCUGUAUCUCCUGACUUCCCUCUGGAAACAAGUGCAGCUUGCAGCUGGUACUCAGGACUAUAGCCAGAUGGUGGACCUUAUUGCUGCAGAUGACAUGCACCCUUCAUUGGCUCCGGCUUGCCUGGAUUUCCGAAGGGCUCUAGGCCGCUCUGUUUUUGGUCGCUCCAGCCAGGGUAAGCAGCAACCUGCUGGCCACUACUCACUGAAGGUGGAUUGGUACACAUGGGCGACCUCACCCAUCCGUAGGUAUCUAGAUGUGGUGCUGCAGCGGCUAAUCCUGCUGGCACUGGGCCACAGGGGCUCUACAUAUUCUAACAGGGACAUUGAUGGGCUCUGCCAGGACUUUAGUCGCCAGCAUGCAUGUGCUCAGAGCUACCAACGGCGGGCCUACAGCCUGCACCUGGCCAUCCAGCUCAAGACCCAGCCUCAAAACAAGCUGGGCUUUGUAGUGGAUGUAGAGAUCGGUGCCCGAUGCUUCAAAGUGCUUUUCCCUAUAAACCGGGAAACCCUGCCUGAUCCCUGCCCUAUCCACUACCAUUCCCUGCAGUUGGCUGAGCACCCGCAGGAGUCAGUGAGCCAGACAGGCUUGCGACUUGUGUGGCGGCGCCGCAUGUACUCGGUGCAGGAGUCCAAGCUGCCUUUACCACUUCUGGGCACGGGUUUUGAUCAACACACCCAGACUGUAGAUGGAGCCCUGUGGAUGAAGCUACUGGUGCUGCUGAAGGAACAGCGCUGGCCUGAGAUAGCUGCCCUCAUCCAGGAGCAAGAUAAGCUUUCUCCUCGAAGGGGGAAAUCACAGAUACACCAGAGCCAUUGUGGACACUUUGUGGAGGUGGCCUAUGAGCUGGGCAGUGGAGAUACCCUGCAGGUUCAGCUUGGCUCCAGCCUGCAGCGGGGCUUCCUGGCACCAACCCUGCAGUUGUGGACUGUGGUUCCUGGCUUCAGCCUCUGCCUGGAGCACAUGGAACGGCCAGGUGACUGCUUUUCAAGCUAUGUGCACCAGGCUCUGCAAGACCAGUACCGUGAAGUCAGCGAGUACUCAGGUGUGUGGGGACCAUGCUGUGCCCUGGAGUCACUCACCAGUGCUGUUACAGAAAAUGACUCCAUUGUGCUGCAGGAUGUGCGUAUCUCUUGGGACACAUCGCAGGGGCAGCUGCAGGGUACCUUCCAGCUGGAAGCUGCUUUUCUCCAGGAGAAAUGUAUCAAUAUCUACUUUGGCUGUUGCUACCUCUGCAUUCGACUUGAGGGAAUUCCUCUUCCCCUAGCUAGCUCACUCCCUGGGCCUAGUGGCCUUGGGCCCUUCCUGAACAUUGACCCCAAUACAUAUACCUGGGUGGCCCAUGGGCUGUCUGGUGACUGGGACCAUGAACUGGCUGGUGACUGGGACCAGGAGACUGUGGAUGAUCGACAGGAGGUUCCCAAGCAGGUACAUUUCUUCAUCCACCACAUGACCAUGGAGAAAGUUCCAGAAGAGGUGCUGAAACCUAAUGCUCGGUUCACUGUGGAAGUGCUAUCUAAGCAGCUUCCUGACCUCCGCAAGGAAGAAGCUGUGCGUCAACUGAAAAAUGCAUCCCCAUUGGUCAUUAGUAUCGCCUUGGGCCGGCCUAUCCAGGAGCCCCGUCGAGGUGGCUGGCGUUCUUUCCACAAGGCACCUACCAGCAGGUUCUUGGAGCGGCAGAACUACAACAUCCCUGGUGGACAUCAUAAGCUGAACCAGAGCCAGGACAGGGCUGUCAGGAGCGCGCUGCGGAAGCAGUUCACAGUCAUCCAGGGCCCACCAGGCACAGGGAAGACCGUUGUGGGUUUCCACAUCGUGUACUGGUUCCACAGGUCAAACCAGGAACAGAUGCCAACUGGCGGCAGCCCUAGUGGAGAGGAACAGCUGGGGGGUCCAUGUAUCUUAUACUGUGGUCCCUCCAACAAGUCUGUGGAUGUCCUGGGAGGACUGCUCCUGAGGAGGAAGACAGAGAUGAGGCCCCUGCGUGUGUAUGGGGAGCAGGCAGAGGCCACUGAAUUCCCACUGCCAGGAGUGAGCAGGAGUCUAUUUGGCAAGACCUCUCAGGAAGGAAGACCAAAUCAGAGCCUGAGGAGCAUUACCCUUCACCACCGAAUCCGCCAAGCCCCCAACCCGUAUGCAGCAGAGAUCAGAAAAUUUGAUGCCCAGCUUCGAGAAGGGAAAAUAUUCUCAAGGGAGGAUCUUGUGGUGUACAGGAGAGUCUUGGGGAAGGCGCGCAGAUAUGAACUCGAGCGGCACUCGGUCAUCCUGUGCACAUGCUCCUGUGCGGCAUCAAGAAGCCUGAAAGCUCUCAAUGUUCGACAGAUCCUUAUCGACGAGGCAGGCAUGGCCACUGAACCAGAAACCCUGAUUCCCUUGGUAUGCUUCUCAAAGACUGAGAAGGUGGUUCUGCUUGGGGACCAUAAGCAGCUCCGGCCUGUGGUCAAGAAUGAACAGCUGCGGAAUCUGGGGAUGGACCGGUCUCUCUUUGAGAGGUACCACAGGGAUGCCAUCAUGCUGGACACACAGUACCGUAUGCAUAAGGACAUCUGUUCCUUUCCCUCCAUGGAGUUCUAUGAGGGAAAGCUGAAGACCUGGUCUGACCUGAGGCGUCCACCCAGCCUCCUAGGUCAUGUUGGCAAGCAGAGCUGUUCCGUCAUCUUUGGUUCUGUACAGGGCUAUGAGCAGAGGCUGCUGGUGUCCACUGAGGACGGCAAUGAGAACUCCAGGGCUAACCCGGAGGAAGUAACAGAGGUGGUACGAAUCACCAAGCAGUUGACCCUGGACCGGACAGUAGAUCCCAAAGAUAUUGCUGUCCUUACACCCUACAAUGCACAGGCUGCUGCAAUAAGCAGGGGCCUCAUGCAGAGAGGGGUCACCGGAGUGACUGUGACCUCUAUCACCAAGAGCCAGGGGAGUGAGUGGCGCUAUGUGAUAGUGAGCACAGUCCGAACGUGCCCCGGGAGUGAUGUGGACCAGCGGCCAACCAAGAGUUGGCUCAAGAAGUUUCUGGGCUUUGUUGUGGACCCCCACCAAGUAAAUGUGGCCAUCACCCGGGCCCAGGAGGGAUUGUGCAUCAUUGGGGACCAUCUGCUGCUACGCUGCUGCCCACUCUGGCACCGUCUCCUAGACUUCUGUGAGGCCCAGCACAGCCUUGUGUCUGCUGGGAAAGUACGGGUCCAAAGAAAGUUUGCUCUGUCUUCUUGAGGAACCCCGACCUGCCCAGCUCUUGAUGUGCCAUCAACUGAGGCUAUGUCCCUCAUUCUUCUCUGCCAAGGUCCUGGGCAUACAAAGGAUUGCCACAGCUCACAGUUCCAGCUCAAAUUAGUCAACCACCUCUGCUAUCUCUUUGGGAAAGGACAUGGUAUUGGCUGCAGUCAUGUAGCAGUGACAGCCUUAUGGGUGGUGGCCACUUCCUGUGCCGGAAGCAGGCUUAAUAAUGAUGACCUUCCUGUUUGUGCUUGGACUUGAGUGGAGGGAAAAAGAGCUAGAGACUGGUCCCUUUGCUCCCAACUCCCUUUGCUUUCCUGGGGCAUUUGAUGACUGGGACACCUCUUAGUGGCCACAGAGGACCCCAGGACAUGCCUAUGCUGUUAUAGGGGGCCUAAACAGAAAUAAGACUCCUCUGAGACUGCACUUUGACACUGAGAUCCAUCUAUGGUUGCACUGGGCACCAUGUAUUCAUUUGCCCUGUAUUCUAGUCUUAAUAACCUAAAGCCAGCAUCUCUUACAGGGACACUCAAAGUGGGCAAGGAAACCUUCCCAGGAGAAAGAGUUUUUCUCUUGUAGUGUUUACUGCCUUGUAUCCUAUAGGGCUGCCCGCGCUGGGGUGGGAAGGGCAGAACCAGAUGCUCACACAGCCCUACCUCCUGGGAUGUGAAAUAGCUGACCUGUGGGCAGGCCGCUAGGAAUGAGGUACCCAGUACUUCUGAGUCUGUGCUUCUUCACCAUGCUUCCGUGCCUAUGUCCAGGGUUUUAGGACAACCUUCCUGGCACCAUCCUUUUCUACUGGACUGAGCGGGUGAAAUGUCUCCCAUCAUGUCUCCCUCUUAUAUGCUCACUUCCUGGCAAUCCCAAGGCUGGAAUCAGCUCCCCCUUCAGUGUGACCCUUCCUCUCCUGAGGUCAGAGAUGUUGCAAGUGAAGUAUACACCAGGACAUCUGGGUCUCUUAAGGCUCAGCUGCAGAGCCUCCUGUGAGAAUAAUACCUGGUGUUUUCUACAAAUUAAGUUUCUACAUUCCAAUUUUUGUAUAUUUUCUCAGGUUAUGCCUUAUAUAACUGGAUAAUUUUAUUAUAAAAACUGCUCUGAAAGUU